Messenger RNA from Pyrenophora tritici-repentis Pt-1C-BFP, 1096 nucleotides. The record is from RefSeq and is a predicted model, not a curated record. Lineage: Eukaryota; Fungi; Ascomycota; Dothideomycetes; Pleosporales; Pleosporaceae.
ACCGACAUUCACGCACAAUUUUGGCCUUCCCGCACUGCCUGAAUCAUGAAGAUUUGGGGAUACGCCGCUGUCACUUUGGCGCAAUAUAUCUGACUAUGCGCUUCUUCAUGUAUCCAACACGAGGUGAUCAUGGCGCUAUGGUAAGAUGUCGCACAAAGGCCACUUUGUCCUCUUUCUUUUUUUGAUUCUUAUCGCACAUGCUUCAUGUAUGCUCUAAGACAACAAUAGGCAUAGUUAACGCUCAUGUGCCAACAAGGCGCCUCACCGACUCUUCACCUACAUAUUGACAGAAAGCAUAAUAGCCACUCGCGUCCCCAAUUUCCCCGCACUUAAAACACACCGUGGAUAUCGCAUUUACUCGUCGUCCAUAGAAAUAUCCAUAACACAUCGUCCUCCUCCCGUUUUCUCGUCUCUUCGAAACAGCAAACAGAGCUCCAUCGGAACGCUAGCCACCGCUACUCAGACAUCGACAUAUCGGUUCCCCACACGACCCCGCACCGCCAAACAUUCAGCGAAAAAUGGCCAAAGAAACCUCAUUCCGCGUCUGCAUUGCCUUCCUGCUCAUUGUGCAAAUCGCCUGCUGGUCUCUUACUCUUCUCGAUCUGCUACACCCGGGAAAGCCACACGCCGUCAUGCGCACUACCAUGGACCUCGUCUCGAUAUACUUCUCAAGGCAGUCCAGCGCUUUGCUGUCAUACCGCGACAUGAAGAGCUUGGUGUACUGAAUGAGCAGAUGGUGAACGAAUGCGACUACAGACUUGAGAAUGCGAAAUACGGCAUGGAUGACACGAACGCAAUCACGAGACAAUACAUAUCACGAAGCAACCAAACGACACCGUCCAGGACGGUAGAGGCCGCUAUACGAUAGAUCAGACGACGAGGUGUGCCAAGAAUGAAGCAGGUGACGGAGGAGCGGUGUACGAAGACACCAAGCGCAGGAGCCGAGCCGAGCAGCUGGAUAGCGGUAUUGGUAAAAUUGGAGGAGAGAACUAGCGGGGUUGCCGCAUAUGCAGGAGCCGAAGCGGUUCAGGUCGAUCAUUGUUAGGCGUGUUGAAGCUUUGUGCUAAUUGAGGGCCAUAUCAAUCUACAACCACAU